AUGAAUUUCAUCCUGGACACUAUUCGCAACAGUCUGAGUGACAAGGCAGAAGCCCUAAACGGUGGCUCUCGACGUCCCUUCCUCUUUGGUUCCAAGGCGGACACUUCGUUCCGGCUCACACGCGUCCACGCAAACUUCUUUGUCCACGUACUGCUUAUGUUAACCAAACCAGGUAUGUUUCGGACAUGUCCGUGUUUGCUACCCAAGGUCCAUUCUUCCAUAUGUGUUACAUCCCUCAUGCCUGUGUUUUCUAUCCCCGCUAGAGCAUCGUAUGUACGAGGUGUUCUGGAAUUGUCUCCUGGCAAAGCCGGCCGUUGAUCUUGGUGCGGUUCCGGACUUCAUGCGCACCAUCUUCUCAGUCCACGAAGAUGUGAGUCUGCAUCUUGAUUCCCUGUCGGCCUCUUUUCAGCCUCGUCUGGUUUUAACUCAACCCACCGGCUGGGCACACUUUGAAAGUACACAUAAUGAGCAUUUCAAUUACAUUAAGAGGAAGUCAUUGCAGUCCCUGACCCUCAGUCCUGAGUGGAACUGACUUAUUCCAUCUGUUGGCAAAUUUCCAAGCCACGGUUGUUAGUAUGUCAUCGUAGUUGUGAAAUGGGUUUAUUGUUUAUGGUGCAGAAGCCAAGCGUUGCAUCGGCUUUAGUCUACCACCUCCCCUCCCCCCCUUCCCAUCUCCAUCAUGUGUUGCCGGCCUGUUCGAGUCAUGCCAAUUUACUAUGAGACUGGGCGAAGCCACGGAUGUCACUUAAAGUCACCUGUUAUCGCAUACGGUCCGCGCAUGGGCUCAGAUCUCACAUACUGUAUGUUCAUGAGAUGUGUGUAAGUUUGCAGGAAAUCUCAGAUCGCCGGGAAACCGGUCCCAAUGCAUUGACUAAAACUUCCAAUUCAUAUUGAACGAUCUUAAGUGAGAUGAAAACGUAAAAGGGGCAUCAGUAAUAUUACGUUUGUUAAAAAAACAACUUUCCUUUAAACAAAUCAGAAAUGCAAAAAAACGAAGACCGUGUAAGAUGGGUGGCACACAAGUCUUAGAAGUACAUCAGGCCUGUCUAUUCAAAUGAUUGAGUAAAUGAAACGACCUAAGUGGGACAAGAUUUCAAAAUAAUCCAUUCGUGUAUUCUACGCCUAAAUAUUCUCCAUGAAUUACUUGGAAAUGAAAUAGGGCGGUUAGCCAAUUGCCUACAGUUUGAGUAUGCAUUUCAAAACGGCUUCACGAGAAUUUGCAGUGCCUGGGAUGCGGUUGACUAAUACGUAGUGAAUCUCACUUGGAUUUCGUUGUUAGGGACGUCGCAGUAAUGAAAGUUUUCGUGAGGUCAAGGUCAAGGAAUUUAAAUAGGAUUGGCGAAUGCGAUCGUAAGCAUAAUAUUUUGUGUGUAUCGACUGAACUUUUCUUCAGUGGGAUCCCGGUAUGCUGUUCGACGAUGAUAGAGUCCGUUGAGUUUCAAUGUCCUCAAAAUGUUCAUGAAUACUUUACGCUUUUCAAUGUUCUCGGUUAACUGUCCAAAAAAUCGGCCCCGUAUUGUGUUUAUCGAAACCUUCGAAGUUAUCCCGUUUUUGAAGGCAUUUACCUAGGUCAUGCGUUUUCGGGUAUUAUGUUUUAUGCAGACGACCGAGUCAUAUUUGCGGGCUCAUCCAAACACGAAGCCCUAUCGCUGAAAACAUGAACGUCCACAGCAAAGGCCUGCCGUGAAUAUGCGCUAUAUCGGUAGAAAAACCUUCCCCAAUAAAUUAUUUAUAAGCGUCUUUAUAGAGUAUUUCACUGGUUAAUGUCCAACUACUUUACCUCUUUUCAAAUCAUAAUGAAAGAGAAAGGUGGAACGUUUGACCUACUUAUGAACUUUCCUAGGAAACACAGAUAGUUUUUUAUACUUUAAACGGAAAAACUCGCUUUGCUGUUUACGUUGGAGCCACUUUUAUUAUCUUCACUUGCUUUUGGACACCGUCCUACGAUUAUACAUACACAACAAAGUGGCUAAUGCUCCGCUCGUUUCGAUUCUAAACUACGUGUUAGCAGAAACUAGACCGCACAAAAAGUGCCUUACCAGGUACCCGAAAAUUAAAAUUGCAAUUUGGUGAUAAGCCAUUCCAAGCUGCUCUCAAUUGCGUUUCGGUCAAAUUGUGAAGCCCGGGCGACUACACGAUUAUGCUUGAGGACAUUCCUAGUAACUGUCUGAAGGUCGUCAUCGGAAGACAUCCGUCAUACUACUACAGCAUGAGCAGCCUCGCUGCAAAUAGCCCAAUAUCCUUGCAGUUUCGUCACGUCGCAAUGGCGAACGACGCUGAUGCUUAAUACUAUACUCACUCAAAAGCCCCCUCGUCCGUACUCCUCUGAAACAAACUCCCUUAGUCGGAAAUCUCGCCUUCAAUUAUUUAGGGCUACAUCCACUUAAAACAUCCCCCCAACUUUUUUGCCGUUCUGAUAUUUUGGAAAAUUCUCUGCAGACUGUGCCUCCGAAAGACGGUGUUCAAGCACCCCUCUGCCAUUUCAUCCACCUCAAUCCGAUCUUUUUUCUAACUUCAGCAUCGUAUUGAACGACAGUGGAUGAUAAAAUUGUGUGCGGAGACCGUCAACGACACGUCUGAUUAUCUGCUCCUGGAAAAGUCGCGUGUCUUCAAGUACUGCCUGACUAUGUACUCUGAUCCGGCUGUUGAUGCAGCGACCCAGGUACACCGUUUUUCUCCUGUACCUGACGUCACAUCGCAUACAUUUUUAGUAGAACAUCUGAUUAGUAUGAUUCCAGUCGCUCAAAAAGACCGCGUCUAAGAAUACUUUUUUCUGGCGUUUUAAUCUGUAAGUUGACGGUUGUCGCACACUUAUUGGUGCUUUGGAAAAUGGAAAUUCAGGUUAGCUAUGCAGAACAAACCUUUCGAAUGGGCCCAACAAUUGGAAUAUAUCCCCCGUCACUGCAGCAGAUGUAUUUGCUAUUAUCGCUUUCAGGCAACCAUAAUGCGUGCGUGACGCAAACAAGAGAUCCAGAUACCUCGGUUGUACUGGCCAAAAUACUCAAACUGUCUCGAUUCCUCGAGUUGUAUCAGUUACCAGCAGUACACGACGUCCGAUUUGUUAGUUACGCUGCAGCUUCCAACUGACUUCUUCCCGAGUCUUUGUGCCAGCUCAUGGAGCUGACUCUCACAUGGUUUAACCUAUCUCAGGGUCAAGAUUUUGCCUAAUGAACAUACCUGUGACGGCCUUUUUGCCAUUCCUUAGCUGUCCCCGUGACAUAAUCGUCUGCGUCUGCCAUUUCCGCUUUUAUGGCUGUUCAUACCGGCUUAUGUGUAUAGAAGGCGAGACAAAACGGAUGGUCUGCGAUAGUAAUUACCUGAGAACGAUCCGUCGAAUGUGACCUACUGAUUACUUCACCAUCAGGACGGUUUGCAGCCAGUGCAUCGGCAUCGCGAGAACUCUGCAGACAACCCAGAAGGAACGUAUACAAUAGAGUUUAACAUAUCGCCUGCAGUGAAGGCAGUGCUUCACAACCGUCUCUUCACCAAGAUUGUCGAGUCUGUCAGUUUUUAAGUUUGACUCGGCACGCUUUGUCAAGAUGUCGAGGCGGUUUAUGGACACUGCGUACUCUGUUAACAACUCAUCUGGACGCGGUGCCUCGAGUUUAUCUGGUAAACUGUGACAAGUUGUCCUGUGUAGAGAGCCAUCGUGCGAAUGGUCACUGGAGCAGGUUGUAUUAGGCAUGAUCUCAGUAAAUUCGGUGUAAAAGUUUCAGCAAACGACAUUCCGGCCGUCGUUGCUUCUCAGUGAGGUGAAGCAGGCACUGUGACUUGCGCGUGAUUUAGUUUGCAGUGAAUUUAUACUUGCGCAGCUUCUACCUCACUCUCCUCCCCACCUAAACCUGGUCUCAAUACUUAGUCAAGACCGGAGGUGAAGGAGGGCACCGGUGGCUGGCAUGGUCGGACCCGCACCUAGGCGUACCACCCCACACCCCCUGGUGCGACAAAUUGUCCUGUGUAGAGAGCCAUCGUGCGAAUGGUCACUGAAGCAGGUUGUAUUAGACAUGAUCUCAGUUGUAUGAAGUUCAAGUACUAGUAAAUUCAGUGUAAAAGUUUCAGCAAAUAGAGGCCACUAGUCAGCCCACUUUCCUGACAUCGCAGGUUCAUCUUAAUGGAUUCACGGGAUACUUUAUUACUGUCUAUUUAGGCCAUUAGUUUAUUCAAGUGCUCCCUGUCGUAGUAUGGCCACCCCCUGACAGAUGAAUGUUGGCUCUCGAAACAUUCGUUUUCACGGACUAGCAUUCCGACUUAGGAAACUGCUUUAGCGGUCUCACUUUCACCUGUCCUUUUUUCCUUACUAUUGGUUUCCAUUGUAUUUCAAGCUUGCCGCAUUUCCCAGUUGUAUUUUAAAAAACGUGGAAACCAGACAGUUUAUCCGACAGUCUCCCACGUGCCACCUCUUAGAAAUCGCCCUCUAUAUAAGCGUAUAUUUUAGUUCCUUUGUCAAUUCUUCAGACUGGCAACUUAGAUCACCCUGUUGUGGGCCAGUUCGUUUUAACCGAAAGGCGUCACUUUCUUUGACCAAUUCCUCUGCCUUUCUAGAUUCAAAUCCUGCGCCUUCUGGUGGCGACUACGAAAAUACCCCGCGCUUGUCACGCUCUGACGCGGUUCCACGCAUUCCCCCUAUGGCUUUUCCGAAACGCCCUGGGUUCUAAGUAAUGUCAACUCCACUUCUGUCUCCUGUUCUCUUAAUCUCCUCAUUUACUGCUAAGUCUGACCAUUCAUUCUCACACCCCCCCCCCUUAAGGCACACGCCAUCCCUUCCCUACUUCUCGCACAUUAUCAAGCAAAUGUUGACCGCCUUCGAGGAGGCCAAAGAGGAGUCGCCUGCCCUGUCAAUUUUGAAACUCCUGGAUUCUACGUUCAGGUAUGCUCCGCUCGUAAGGUCAAUGUUGACCUCUGUCUUAUAAUCUACCGCCAAUGAUUGUUCGGUGUCCUCAUGCUUGCAGCCCUAUAAGUUCUAUGUAUAGUCCACCUCUGUCCGCCUAUGGUACUCAGUUAUAAAACCAUCGCGCCAAUCGUUUCUCUUGGUCGCACAUCGAGCCCUGCCAGACGUCUGCAACACAACCAAAAACGUUGGAGAUUUUAAUGUUUUAGGACGGUCAGCCACCAUAGUAUUCACUCAUUGCAGUGCUUAUCUGUCGGAUAGCAUAUACGCCCCACUAGUCUGCACACAACGAAAACGCCAAAGACAGCUGGCAAAGCCGUCCUAGUGGGCAAGAUAGGAUAACAACGACCCAGCUCUAGUCAUCGCUAGCUGACAGAGGCAAAGCAUGACAUCCGAACCGUUUUUUUUUUGGAGCUCCCGAACUCAUACAGAGAUCCAUCGUCGGAGUUUACCGCAGUAACGGAACAAGUAAUGGUUAUUUUGAUCGGUAGCCAAUCAACGACCAAUGUCGCACGUCUGACAUGGCUGCGCAGUGCUCUGCGUGCCUGCUCCAGAUCAAUACAUCGAUCGAUCGAUUUCUCAUCCGAUUGCCAAUCUUUAGUCAACCCUCGGUUGUCUUGUUUUCUGUAUGAACAAUAAUCUUAGCAGCUGCGAAGUUCAACUCCUGAUCUGUUUCAAAGGUGUGGGCAGCCACUUGUGAUAAUUCAUCACCCCAUUGCACAGCCACCUUGUGCUCCUAAUUGCAUGAUUGAGCAUGCGCUCAGUCUGACCCUCGUAACUACAAAAGGACGGUUUAGGCACGGGAUACUUUGAACCACACCCGACUGCUGCGCAUGGUAACUCCGGGCUUGUGUGCAAUUUCACUACGUAAUACCGCAAUAUUCCGUUCGGUUGCCUCUGAGAUGUAUUUAAUGUGACAGAACACGCCAUAUCCUCAAUGAUGUUUCUCUUUGGGUCCUCUGAGGACAAACACGUAGGGUUGGGCCUAUAAAUGCCUUCGGGCAACCGUUCCGUAUGAAUUCUUAUGGAGUUAUCGGGCCUUAGGUACCUUUUAUGAAUUGUUAAAGCGAAUCUGUUAAAGCGCGUUCUCACACUGCUCCUGAUGACUUUAGGCAGUCUUUUCUGGUUCCUGUAGAACCAGUUCUGCCGCUAGACUGGAGAUUGGUGAGCCGAUUAGAGUUUCCCUCAUCUGCCCAUAUGUUUCUCCAGCAAAGGUUAAGUGGGGUUUUGGCGGAAUUCGAACGGUCCCAUGAGGUAGUCAAUUUUGAGAAGACUUUGUAUUUCGUCGAUUACCCCUUCAGGUUUAUUGCGCAAGACUUCGUGCGCCAAAGUGGGGGCAGAUCGGUUGAAUAAACUGCAUACCGAUUUCAGCGCAAGGACGUGGUAGCAUAGAAUGAAUGGCGCCAAAUGAAACCAAUAGACAAUGCUCUUGUCCGAUUCUAAGGUCACCCAAAGGUUCACAGACCGAGCGUUUUACUGCGGCCAGAUGUUGCUCUAAAAGACAGCCCUGUUUAUGAUUUGACUAGGUGGAUAUACUCAACACUGAUAUUUUUCCUGGGUAAUCUGACUUGGCCGUUGUCUUUUUCGACGUGACGUCUUUGUUCUCAUUCAUCACCCCGGGCAUCAUGUAUCAACCAACACUUACUCCAGAGUACGUGGAAUCUGUCAAUCACUGCCAACGGCCGUCUUCCUACCGGCUUUGACAAAUUCGUUAGUUCGCGAAAUAGCAGCUCGAAUUUCCAAAACCAACCAGACCUUUGCCAGACUUCGGCCUUUAAUGUGGUUGGGACCUUACAGGAUCAUCUUGACCACGCCUCUAUGGGGCAUAAAAGGCCGACUUCCCUAUCAGAGCCCUCUCAGAAAGCUCCGCUUGAUGAAUUCUGCAGAUGAGAUGGCAAGAACGGAUGCUAGACACUCAGUUUCCUGAUUUCUCUGCAUUUUUGGUCUAUCUGGCCAACCCUUGCCGAAACGGCUUUUGAUGGUAGCGCACUUACAGGUGCCGCUGAUGACGACAGGGGCAACGCUGCAUGUAAACUUUGAGGGUUUCGCUCAUUCACUUCGGAAUACAAUCCGAAAUCCUACGUGACUUGCACAUAGUAGACCAUGUUUAGGACUCUGAUCGACUUUCAUGAAUAGAACUAAAUCCACAGUAAAAACACCAUAACUUAUUCGUCAAACUCGAAGGAGACCACUUCCAUUCGGGAAAAGUACAGGGGGACUUGCGGGUGCUUUGGACUAUUGUGUAACAUCGUUCUGACCGUCUCUGCGUACUUUCGUUCCAAUGGCAGAAAAAAAGUUUUAUUGACUGGAGUUCUGUCUGAGCAUACCGACCAGCCAGGCGUUUGCCUCCCAGCUGUUACGUGUAACGCGUAGGAUGCAUUAUUACCGUCUAUUUAGGCCAUUCCUACCUUAGUUGGUCAAGUGCUCCCUGUCGUGGUAUGGCCACCCCCUGACAGAUGAAUGUUGGCUCUCGAAACAUUCGUUUUCACGGACUAGCAUUCCGAGUUAGGAAAAUGCUUUAGCGGUCUCUCUUAUUACCUGUCAUUUUUUCCUUACUUUUGGGCAUUGCGUCCACCAGCAUCAGCCAUUUCCCCAUGUGUAUGCUCUGUGAACGCGGUAGCCACAUCUAGUCCACCACACAACCGACACCACUCCUCUGACCGGUCACACCAACACAACCUCACCCUCAGAGGCCAUAUGGUCUCAAUCCCCAACACCCGGCCAAACCACAGGCCACGGCGAGCCGCUUGCAACUCCAAGGCACAGCACAAUGGACUGACUUGUGGAGAUACUAAUAGACAUUCCACCCGGUUGAUGUCCACCUGGGUUCCAACCAUCUGCAGCUAUUCGUUUUUACUUAACAACAAACUGAUCCAACCUACUCCAUGGGCGACUUAUAUCUGGGGCUAUAAUCAGGCUCGUCUGACGUCUCCAAGCACAUUGUGAUGUGGAUUAUCAAACCCUUCCCCCAAACCACAAGCGCGAUUUGACUGAGAACGUAAUUAGCGAUUACGGUGGGCGAGCUGCGAUUGUGCCUCGCCUGACCGACGUCGAUUGUGUCUGUUGCGAUACCCAUCCAUGCGGAACAAUCUAAGGCUACUGAUCUCGCGUGCUUGAUCAACUCUCGAGCUCCCAGGGACUAUGCUUCGACACACAUGACUUUCCGGAUAUGUGAAGCCCGUUUCAUUUGAGCAGAAAAUACAAUACAUGCGUGGCACACGUUGAUGGGUUGAAAGGUCUGGUGUAUCACCGCACAGUACCUAUCCUUCGGCUUUCUGACAGUCUUGCCGGGGACCUGGUUAUGUGCAGGUUUCUAUACGCACGCAGUGGUUGUCUGUCGAGCACGGCGGUCGAACUACCGUCUAAGACACAAUCAGCUAGUUCACGAAGAAGUUUCCUUAUUAUAUGAGCUACUGUCUUUUUUCUUUGCUGACGUAUAUGUUUAACCCACUGCCGUCUUCUUUCUGCAGACAAGUAUCGAAAUGAAUCACUAGCCAUUUUUCCAUGAAGUCAUCUUACCUAUGGCCAAUGGCUGCACCGAACAGCCCGAUAAAGCCUGCAAAGAGUUGAAAGGGUAGCCAUAUGAGGUCUUAACCCGAAGUCUUUUUUUUCUUUAACAGACAACUGCAUAGUGAAGAAACGCUCGUGGAAAAGGAGGUGCCACCGGUGGAUGUCUGA
Molecule: messenger RNA, 8566 nt
Organism: Spirometra erinaceieuropaei
Lineage: Eukaryota; Metazoa; Platyhelminthes; Cestoda; Diphyllobothriidea; Diphyllobothriidae
Source: the annotation of a GenBank genome assembly